ACAGAUUCUGAAAAAAAUCGAAAUACAUUUUCUUCUUCCUUCGUGGCGAUUACAAAAAUUUGAGAUUGUCAAAUUCAAGUAAUUGUUUGUUUCCAUGGCGAUGAGUCUGCCGCACCAGAUUGGAGCGAUUUCCGGCUCUCCGUUGGCGGCGGACUCGGGCAGCGCGUCCAGCGACGCGCCGCCGUCCACCUCCGUCAGCGCGGUGUGGAGGUCUCCCCUGACGACGAAUCUAUGCGUUUCUGUGCAGAGCAACGGCACGGAUGCGGACCGGGUGUCUCCGUCGCCGCCGUUGAGCCCGGUCCACGGCGGAGUGCGGCCGGACCUGUCUGUGGCUGCGCAGGCGCUGAUGACGCCGCCGGAGAGAGAGUACGCGGUGGGCGGAAGCAGGGCGGAGGAGGCGGGGAAGGGGGUGCCGGUGUACGUUAUGAUGCCGCUGGACAGCGUGACGUGGAACCACACGGUGAAUAGGAAGAAGGCGAUGAACGCGAGUCUGCAGGCGCUGAAAAGCGCCGGAGUUGAGGGGAUAAUGAUGGACGUGUGGUGGGGGUUGGUGGAGGCCGAGAAACCCGGUGAGUACAAUUGGGGCGGCUAUUCGGAGCUCCUUGAGAUGGCGAAGAAGCACGGCCUCAAAGUGCAGGCGGUGAUGUCGUUUCACCAGUGCGGCGGAAACGUCGGCGAUUCCUGCACGAUUCCUCUGCCUAAGUGGGCUGUAGAGGAGAUUGAAAAGGAUCCUGAUCUUGCUUAUACAGACCAAUGGGGAAGGAGAAACCAUGAAUACAUUUCACUCGGUUGCGAUACUCUGAACUUUGAAAGCUAUAGAUAUAUAUAUAUAUAUAUAUAUAUAUAUAUAUAUAUAUAUUUGUUAAUGGAAAAUUGAAAAAAAUUCCGGUAAUUUUCACUUGUUUAGGAAAUUCAAGUUGGAAUGGGUCCUGCAGGGGAGCUUCGUUAUCCCUCUUAUCCAGAGGCAAACGGUACAUGGAGGUUCCCUGGAAUCGGAGCUUUCCAGUGUUAUGAUAAGUACAUGAUAAGUAGCUUGCAAGCAGCAGCAGAUGCACACGGCAAGCCCGAAUGGGGAACCACAGGCCCCACAGAUGCGGGCCAGUACAACAACUGGCCCGAAGAUACAAACUUCUUCCGUAAAGAAGGCGGCGGAUGGAACAGCCAGUACGGCGAGUUCUUCCUCUCAUGGUACUCACAAAUGCUCCUCGACCACGGCGAGAGGAUACUAAAAUCGGCCAGCGGCAUUUUCAGAAACGAGGCCGUGAAAAUCUCAGUCAAGGUAGCGGGUAUCCACUGGCACUACGGGACCCGGUCCCACGCCCCCGAGCUGACAGCUGGCUACUACAACACCCGAUUCCGAGAUGGGUAUUUGCCGAUCGCCCGCAUGCUCGGCCGCCACAACGCGGUGUUCAACUUCACGUGCAUCGAGAUGCGGGACCACGAGCAGCCCCAGGACGCUCUUUGCGCGCCGGAGAAGCUCGUGCGCCAGGUGGCGAUGGCCGCGCAGGAGGCGCGGGUCCCGCUAGCUGGGGAGAACGCCCUACCUAGGUACGACGAGACAGCGCACGAGCAAAUCUUGAGGGCUUCGGCUUUGGAGGUGGAUGGUGAUUCGGUCGAGAUGUGUGCGUUUACGUAUUUGAGGAUGAAUCCGGAUUUGUUCCAUCCGGAGAACUGGAGGAGGUUUGUUUCGUUUGUGAAGAAGAUGAGAGAAGGGAGAGACGCGCAGAAGUGUUGGGAGCAGGUGGAGCGGGAGGCGGAGCAUUUCGUGCACGUGACUCAGCCUUUGGUGCAAGAAGCUGCUGUUGCACUUAUGCAUUAGUGCCUCACUAAUGUGUGUGUGUGUGAGAUCACAUAUAUAUAUGUAGUAGAAAGUAAUUAUGUAUAUAUUGGAUAAUGUAUGUAUGUGUAAUUUCCUGGACUUCUUGUAUACUGAAAUGUGUUGUAUUAUUGAAGAAUUUGAGAAAUUCAAUUGGCUUUUAUCA
Molecule: messenger RNA, 1982 nt
Organism: Erythranthe guttata (spotted monkey flower)
Lineage: Eukaryota; Viridiplantae; Streptophyta; Magnoliopsida; Lamiales; Phrymaceae
Source: RefSeq, a predicted model, not a curated record